UGCUAUCAUCAUAAUUUUGGUAAUAAUGGUUUUUUCAUGGAACCUAGGGCUAAUUGGCCGCAAUCACACUCUAAUUACCAUGGUCAAAAUAGCACGAGUAUAUUGCAGAAUGAUGGCAUGGUUUCUAUUCCUCCUAAUUUUGGAAACACAUCAGCAUUGCAACAACAGCAACUAAACUAUUCAUUCAACCUAAUUUUGGAAAGAUCUUAUUGUGAUUCUCAGAAGCCCAUAUUUCUUGAUAGUAGUAGUACUCAUGGGAGGAUUGAUGGUGGGAGUAGUAGUUUUGGAGCAGCACAAAUUGGAAAUUGUGUAGAUUCUUUUGGAAGGUCAUUGCGGGAUCUCGAUCAGACAUAUGCGCACCUAGGUGGAAUGAACUACUUCCCAAUGGGGACUUCUCAGGGGAACCCCCAAGGCAUGCUUCAAAAUACUGCUUCUCCAUAUCCCGCUGUUCCAACUCUGUAUCCGUCGUAUACGCCAACUGAACAACCAUCUAAGGUUCAACCCAAGUCAGCAAAAUGUGGUGUUACCCCUCAUUCAAAUGGAGUUUCUGGGUCUUCCCGGUACACAGGGUGCGAGUCCAAAUGUGAAUAUUGUGGUAAAAAUGCACCUCUAGUUGAUUAUUUCUUGAAGAGGACUGUGGAAUCAUUCAGAGACCAACAUCCCAAAUUAUGUAAGAAACUGGACAAAUUAUGUUGGCAUUUGAGGAAAUGCACAAUCAGAGGUGUGACUGCUCAAAGUACCAGCAUUCUGUUGACUGUUCACUUGAUGGUUUCAAGUAACUUCAGAUUUCUCAAAAGAUAGCCCCUCAUUCACUGAGUUUAAUGAAAAGUACCCAGGAUAUUAGUGUUGGAGGAGAUGGUGGUGAUUUCACACAUAAAACUACGAAGUUCGAUGGCGGAUUUAGACAUAUGCGUGCUUCAGUCGACCUGAUUAUCACUUCCCAAGCAUUGCAGCAGCAGCAACCAAAUUAUUCAUUCGACGGUCCAUUCGGCUCCAUGGUGAGAUCUUACUGUGAUUAUCAGAUGCCAUUCUUUCUUUAUAGGAGUACUUACAGGGGGAGUGAUGAUGAUAGUAGUAGUACAUAUGGGAGGAGUGAUGUUGGUACGACAAACAGGCAUCAACAGCCAUUGCAACAAACCCCGAGGACUAAGUGCGAGUCCAAACAAGUAGCAUGUAUGAUAAAAACACCUUUUACCCAGUUCAAGAAUCCAAACUACCGUCAAAAUGAUGUUGGAUACAGAGCUAAGUAUCAAUAACUUUUCAUCAAAUCGAUCACUUCCAUUAUAAAAGAGCUAAGUAUCAAUAACUUAUGAUUAUUUGAUUUUUCCUUGUUUUUGAUUAUUGCACCCAACAAUCUGGAGACAUUAGAGUUUGUAAUAAUCAUGGAGUGAAAAACAAAAAACGAAUUUUUGGUCA
Papaver somniferum (opium poppy) is the source of this 1416-nucleotide messenger RNA. RefSeq lists its product as uncharacterized. The coding region runs from base 37 to 801 and encodes 254 amino acids. The record is from RefSeq and is a predicted model, not a curated record. Lineage: Eukaryota; Viridiplantae; Streptophyta; Magnoliopsida; Ranunculales; Papaveraceae. The transcript has 3 exons.